UCAUGAUUACUGUUGAUUAUUCUUGGAACGCACUCACAUACAUGUAUAGCUGCCCUCGUUUUUGUGUUUUGGCGCGUACUCUGUUGCUGUUGUUUUUUAAGCAUGACAAAGCACCGUACAAUUUCACAACAGCAACUUCAUUAUGAUGUUCGGCUUGUUUUUCCACGAAACAACUGUUUACCGAACGUGGCGGCUCUGCCGCUGCAGACGUCAACAGCGCAGUGGUGGCGCUGUCUGUUCUCUGUGCAUACAUAUACGUGUGUAUGCGUGUGUGUGUGUGUGUAUGUGUAUGUGUGCGUACGUUGUGCUUGUUUCAUUCAAACGUCCACCGAGAAAUUUCAUUUCAAUACGCAGCCCAGCCAACGACGCGUCGCAGUCGUCGCAUUUGUAGGUUCGUUACAAAUCGAUUUCGAUAAGUUUGUCAGUGUUUGUCGGGAAAAAGCGACGCACAGUUUAGAUUCAGACGUUAGCUGGUGUGGUUCGCGAGCGGUUGUAUCAGAGCGAGAGAGAGUGCGAUUUAGGCGCGCAGAAGAAACUAGCGGUAACGGUAACAUCGCUCUGCUUCUGAAUAACAAGUGCGGGGGAGGCGAGGUGCCAUUAACAGCAGCAGCAAUCUGCCUGUUGUUCUCGUUGUUCGUGCUGUUGUUGCUCGUGUUGUUGUUGUUAUUGUGUGUUUGCUGAACAAAUAAAGGAAAAACAAAUACAUAUGCCAAUGAAGAAACGGCUCUAAUAUGUUGUUUCGAGAAUGGAAUGCUAAUAAAAAUACAACAAAUUCUGAAAUGUAAAAUAAAAUUGUCGCGAGAGUAUGAUUAAAAGCCAGGUGAUAAAAUGUUGAUUGAAUGCAUUUCGCGCAGCAUUCCCUAAACAAAUAGAUCAGGAGAAAGUAAAGAACUGAGUUCCCGAACAAAAUAAAACCUUAUAUCAAAAGCAGCUAGCGGGGAGCGGAAAGUGGAGAGCGGAAAGUGGAGAGUGGAGAGAAGCAAAUGAACUUCAAUCCGGAUAGCUUUGUGACCGUCCAAAACGUGCAUCAUCCUUACCAUCAGCGGGAGCGACACAACAUCCCAUUGCCGCCGAACUACGGAAGACAAUCGGCAGUCGCGGUGGGGAUCGAGAUCGCCAUCGGGUCAGGCGGCGCCAGGAGGAGCAGCGGCGGUGGUAGCAGUUCACCUAAAAUCAUGGAAUGGACCAACGACGAUGCAUUAGAGCUUAUCGAACAGUAUCGCUGCCACACCGAGCUGUGGAAUCGCGCCGAUCCCAAGUACAAGGAUAAGCUGUGCCGCUUCCGGGCAUGGUCCGAGAUCGCCGAUCGCUUUGGCUGCAGCAAGGCCGAGGUGGAGCGCAAAAUGAACGUUCUGCUCACACAGUACCGACGCGAGAAGCACAAGAUGUUUGUCAAAAUCUAUCAGGGCAUACAGCCCAAUCCGUCCAAGUGGUAUGCCUUCAAGCGCUUCGACUUCAUGGAAGCCGGCGGCGGCAGCCUCAGCGGACUGCCCACCAGCGCCACAGUUGGCGGCGUAGCCAGCUCCUCCUCCUCCUCCGCAACCAGCAACACGCACAACGGACUCAAUGGCCUGGCCGCUGCCGCGGUCGCUGCCGCUGCCUACGACAGCAGCACCAUCGCGGCAGCGGCCAACGGCGGAGCCACCGGGCCGAUUGGAUGUGCUGGUGGUGCCACGACAACCACAACUGGAGCGCCUGCAUCGCAGCACAGACGCAUCAAAACCAAAGAGCUGAAAUAUUUCGGAGCGAUGGGCCUGAAUAUACCCAUGCUGAUAGCAAGUAGUCAAACACAGCUGGACAACUGGAACACGGCGGGUCAGUACUCGCCGCCGAUAGGCAGUGCCGGCGGCGGAGCCGGAGGCAUACCCAGUUCUCAGCCGCAGCAGCUGCGCGUUGCUCUGCCCAUGUCUUAUGGCGCUGCCAGCGGCACGCCCUACACGGUCGGAGGCGGCGGCGGAGGGGGCGGCAGCAGCAGCAGCGAGUUCCAGCCUAGUCCGCACAAGACCGUCGACACGUCGGAUAACGAAGACAACCCGAUGAGGGACGAGGCGGCGUUGACGGCGACAGCGAGCGCGCUGGGGCAGCUGGCGGCCAAAGUGGAACGCCGCUCGCCGGUCUCCUCCAGCAUGGGCGCAGGCAGAGGCAGUGAAGACGGCGGCUUGGGUAACGCGCACGGUGCAACCGAGAAUCCUGGCUGUGAUCAGGCGCUGGUUGCAGUCGCCCUGAGCGAGGCCGGGUCUAGUCCAAUACCCAACACCAACACCAAUACGAACAUGCACGAGGCGCACAAGAAUCAUCUGCUGCAGUCGAGUCCUGCGUCAGCACGUGCGGCAACACCUCGUCAUGCGCACGAGCAACUGCAUCAUGGCCACCAUGCGCUGCAGCAUCAUGCUCAUGGGCAGCACCCGGAUGAGCUGGAUAUCAAACAGGAGCUGGUUGACUACUUUCAUCCCCCGUCCGUGUCCGCAGCUCCACCACCGCCAGACUCACAUCGUUCCUAUAGCUCGGCCGGCGAGGAAAGCCGCCUCCAUCUGGACAUGGCGCAGGAUCUGCGUGUGGCCCAGGCCAAGGCGCAGGCCAACUUUGGCUCCUUUGUCCUGCCCCCGCGUAGCAGCAGCGCCCAGUUGGCCGCAGCCGCCGCGGCAGCCUCAAUGCCCCUGAACAUGCGCAAGCUGACAGCAGCUUCGAGUGCCGGGCACAUGCUCAUGAACUCGCUGCUCAGCUCGAGGGAGAGCAUGUCCGAUGCGGACGGCGACGUGGACAACGAUGAGGCCACUGAAUCGGCAGCUAGUCCGGGUCACAUCAAGAGCAGCGUUUCGGCACAGGACGCCGGCUCCGCGGCGGCUGCAGCCGCUGCUCUGUACGCAGAGAGUCUCAGCCGGGACGAUUGCGAUUUUGUGGGCUCCAAUGUGUCCAUGAAGCUGCGCACCAUGGACCGUACGCAGCGCAUCAUCGCCGAGAAACUAAUCAGCGAGGUGCUCUUCUUUGGGCAGUUCAACGAGCUGGAACGAACUGCGUGCAUCCAGCCCAAGUGACAGCGACGUCCAAGGAAGUGGACGAGUGCGGGACGUGUAGGUUUAGGUACGGGCAAGGGUAUUACAACUGAGAAUGGAAUGGCAACGGGUUUGGAAAUGGCUUGGAACAUGGCAAAUAGACAAAAUGAAAUUUCACUGUGAAAUAGCCAAGAAAACUAACCACCACCACCACAAAAAAACAACAACAACAACAACAAAACAAAACAAACAGUACAAUUUACUUUUAGUUCAACGGGGCCUAACUAAGGGGCUCAUCUGUACAAAGCACAUGGGGCAGCGUUACUUAGAACCAGAUAGCUGUAAGGACAGCGGAUCAACAUGAACACGAACAGGAUUUGGACCUGGUUUGGAAAGCAAUCGGAUUGACUUCCGAGACGGUUUCCAACGGGCUAACUAACAAUAGCAACACAACUAACCGACAGAAUCUCAGUAUUACUUAUAAAAUACAUCAACUUGGGUGUAGUAAGUGUAUAUACAGCACCUACAACUAUAUCAUAGAAAUGCAACCCCGGCGGCGGGAGGGGGGAAGCACAAAAAGCAUUUGCCAUGUUGGGCCUCUCAGAAACGAUCCGACCAUGUCCAGUGGGCUUUUUAUUUUUAUACGGUAGGCCCAAUACACAGCAGGAGAGGAACUUUAUAAAGAAAAGCCCACGUUGGGCGUAAAAUUAC
Drosophila novamexicana is the source of this 3704-nucleotide messenger RNA. RefSeq names its product TSC22 domain family protein 1. NCBI's taxonomy places the organism in Eukaryota, Metazoa, Arthropoda, Insecta, Diptera, Drosophilidae. The coding region runs from base 984 to 3035 and encodes 683 amino acids. The transcript is spliced from 3 exons. The record is from RefSeq and is a predicted model, not a curated record.